CAACUAGCCUUUAUUGACUAAAAUAAAUUAAUCUCUAACAGAAUAAAAUAAGUAUUUAAUAAAACUGAGGUUUUCACUUGGAUGUCAUCAUAGUUACAAAUUCUUCAUAAUUUAUCUGGCCGUCUCCAUCAAUAUCAGCCUCCCGAAUCAUUUCGUCCACCUCUUCUUCGGUCAACUUCUCUCCCAGAUUUGUCAUGACAUGUCUUAGCUCAGCCGCAGUAAUAUACCCAUUCCCGUCUUUGUCGAACACCCUGAAGGCCUCUCUUAUUUCUUCUUCACUGUCGGUGUCCUUCAUUUUCCUGGCCAUCAUGGAUAGGAACUCCGAAAAAUCUAUAGUUCCAUUUCCGUCCGCAUCCACCUCAUUAAUCAUGUCUUGAAGCUCAGCUUCGGUGGGAUUUUGUCCGAGAGAUCUCAUGACCGUCCCUAGUUCUCUUGUUGUUAUUGUACCAUCGUUGUCUUUGUCGAAUAGAGCAAAGGCUUCUUUAAAUUCUGCUAUUUGUUCUUCAGUUAGUUGGUCGACCAUUUCGGUAAAUUCUAUAAUUGUCAAAUUUUGACACACUAUAAUAGCUGAGUUUACAGAUACAGAGUGAUACUGUUUAAUUUCUUUACAAAACAUGCAUCUAGGCAUCUAAGGCACAUGCUCUACAUGACAAGAGUAGCUUCUUUGACUGAUAAUCUUAUUCUGUAUUGUCAAAAUAUUUUCAAAACUGAUCAUGUCUGAAAUACUGCCCGAUGAUCUCAUUGUUGAGUUUAAAGAAGCCUUCGCUUUAUUCGAUGAAGACGGCGAUGGCAUUAUCGAUACAAAAGAACUGGGAACUAUAAUGCGAGCUUUGGGACAGAAUCCCACUGAAAGCGAAUUGGAUGAUAUGAUUAAAGAAAUUAACACGUGCCAGCAAACAGGAAAAAUUAAUUUUGAAGUAUUUUUAAACAUUAUGGCUGCCAAGCUAAAAUCUACAGACAACAACGAAGAGCUGAGAGAAGCAUUUCGGGUAUUCGACAAAGACGGUCUGGGUUUCAUAUCUGCGUCGGAACUGCGUUACGUCAUGACCCAUAUGGGUGAGAAACUAACUGAAUCCGAAGUGGAUAACAUGAUAAGCGAAGUCGAAAUUGACAGAGACGGUUUCAUUAAUUACGAAAAAUUUGUCAACCUGAUGGCCACUGUUUAAUAUAUGCGCAUCAACAUUUUAUUACAAAAAUUAUAUAAUAUGUAUAUACUUAAAGAUUUUUAUUAAAAACUUUAAAAUUACUACUGACA
This is a messenger RNA of Psylliodes chrysocephalus, 1255 nucleotides long. NCBI's taxonomy places the organism in Eukaryota, Metazoa, Arthropoda, Insecta, Coleoptera, Chrysomelidae. The record is from the annotation of a GenBank genome assembly.